Messenger RNA from Temnothorax curvispinosus, 6649 nucleotides. It is a transcript of the gene Sdc, whose product is annotated as syndecan. The record is from RefSeq and is a predicted model, not a curated record. The transcript is spliced from 5 exons. Gene Ontology annotation, biological process: cell migration. Lineage: Eukaryota; Metazoa; Arthropoda; Insecta; Hymenoptera; Formicidae. Gene Ontology annotation, cellular component: membrane; cell surface. Bases 341 to 1057 code for a protein of 238 amino acids.
UGGUCGACGGUAGCGGGCGAUCGUCGCGCCGCCCAGUGUCUCGCGGUUCAUCGAUCAGUGUGGUGUGUGUCCGCGCGUUGUUGUUCCGGGAGAGAUCUUUUUUUUCCUUCCCCUCUCUCCCUCGGAGCGGAGCGGUCGGUCCCGAGACCCGACGACGACCGACGUUUAUCACGGGUACAUCCUCUGCCCUACGCGCCGUCGUCCCACGCGGAACGUCGCCUCGCGCUCUUGUCGCCUUACCGCGAGUUCCACGUUCCCCCUUCCCCCCGUGAAUUCGUGCGCGUGCAUACGGGACGGGCGCCGGGGCGAGCGGGGCCCAUCGGGAACACGGGACAGAAAGAUGCGGCUAAGGAUACGCUGGAUACUUCUGAUCAGCACGGCCGUGAUCCUCGCGGGAUGCGAUGCCGCUACCGAGAAAGAACAGAGCGACAGCAAACAGAGGACGUCUGCGAGCUCGACUUACAACACCUUCCCGGACGACCUGUACCUAGACGAUCAGGACGCCCUAGAGGGUUCCGGCCGAGGUGGCAGCGACAAUCGCGACGACCUCGAGGCCUCGGGCAGCGGCCUUGGCCCUGACGACGAGGACGGGGACGACGACCAUGAAUUUACCGGUAAUAAUGGAUUAGAGGUCCCGAGCAAGCCGACCGAAGCGAGACCUCCGUACAUCAUCGAUGAGACAAACGUCAAAACUAAACAGCAGACGACCAUUGACACCGCGAACCGACCCGGCAACGAGGUCAACGUAAUCGAGCCCUCAGGCACGGAAGACGAUCACGCUGACAACACCGACGACAUCCACGAGGUCUAUAUCAUGAAUCCGAAACCCGGGGAUCGAGCUAGCUCGUUCUUUGCGCAGCCAGGCGUACUAGCCGCUGUGAUCGGCGGCGCGGUGGUGGGCCUUCUCUGCGCGAUACUAGUGGUCAUGUUCAUCGUGUACCGGAUGCGCAAGAAGGACGAGGGUUCGUACGCCCUGGACGAGCCGAGGAGAUCGCCCGCGGCGCAAGCCUUCCCCAAGCCGGGCGCGCCUCACCACAAUCGGGAGUUCUACGCUUGAGGCGACGGCGGCGCGAUGGCGACUUCGCCGAUUCCUCUCGCGAUCUCACGAUGCCGAGCCGAGUAAAGACCCACCGACGAUCAACGCCCGCCUUUUCGGAAUCCCGCUGGUCGAUGGUGAAACAAUUACUACGGCAUACCGUAUGGCACGCGCUCAUAGACUCUCCCAAAACGCAAAGUUUUACUCGAGGAACGUCGCUCAGAACGUCGGCCGAUUCUCGAUUACACGGAUCCCGCCCCCCCCCUCUCCCGAUCGGUCCUCGCCGAUGUAUCUCCCUUGUUCUUAGCUUUAAAACGACCGUUAUAACAUAUCCUUACUUAAUUACCAGGAUUCUUUCCCGUUUCCCUCCUCGGAAGGUAAUUUUUUACGAUUCUCCCGAGCUUCCCCUAUGAUUUUCAGCUCGACGCGAAUCCGAGCCGCGACAACGACGUUCGCGCGCACGGCUUCUCGGUCGCCCGAAUUCAUCUUCACUUCAGGAAACUGUAUUUUCUUACACGCUGUAUUUCAUCGUGUUUAAAGAAAGAUAUACGCGAGUAAAGGAGACAGAGAAGACGAAUUCGCGGCUCUCGGCCGAUAGACCGUUCACCGAACGCUGAAAUCUUUUCAACUUGACGCUCCGGUUUGCCCUUUGCAACACCCUGUACAGAGUUUCCUUUCCGUCGCCCUGAUUAAAGAAUCGUAUUCGCUGAUCUCCGAAAAGAUUCUCUUCGGAGUGUAAUCAUCCCGGCUGGUGACUGAAGUGACGGACAAUGAACGACGAGACUACGGCUCUCGCAUAUAUCCCGUCGAGACACCGUCGGCGAGGUUGCACCAAUUCCAAGAUGCAUUUACAAGCGUAUUUAGAGAGCGUAUAUAUAUAUUAUAUAUAUAUAUAUAUAUAUUUACGUGUAUGUAUACGUAUAUACAUGUACAGGACUGAGAGUGUGAAAAUUCGUGGGCGAUAAACGCCGCUGCUAUGUCGUUAAUCAUUCUGUCUCCCGGUGGAAGGAGGGAAGGGAAAAAGGAUCGUUGCGGCGUCGUGAUUUCUCUCCGACAGUAAGAGCAGCGAGGAGUUAAGCUGCAACCUCGUUCGCGCGUCGCUGCUAUUACUUUUUUUUUAUUUAUUUUUUUUUUUUUUAAGAAAUUAUAAUAAUUACUUUUUUGAUACGAGCGUUUAAUGCUGAAUUUGACAAAAGUUUGGAUCUUUUAUUGCGCGUUCGUGUUCCAAUAGAGGCGAAAACGGCGGGACUCGUCGACCAUAUUGAUCGAUUGCAGAGAGGAUAAAAAGGGCGCCUAUAUUAAGAAUAUGUGUUAAGCAUUAAUCGUAGCGCGAUCACAUCGACCCACAUUACAUGUGAGGGAAACACAAAAAGAUAUUUUACGACGAUGCAUUUCUAGAAAUUAUACGUUGCACAAAAUCGUUUAGAAUUUAUUUGGUCGAUCGGUCGCCAGUACUGUACAUAUCGUUAUAAAAAAUUAUAACGCGAUUAUUUCUGAAACAUAUAUAAGAUUAUAAUGAGGAAUAGGAUAGGACCAGUAUACGAGUAUUAAUCAAUGUUACAACAAAUUUAAAUUAUAUCCAGAUUUAUUGAAUUAUUGACGUUUCGUACCAUACCCGGACUUCAUCAGAAUUGUCAAUUAAGCGAAUAAUUAAUUACUAACAUAUAGGGGUCAAAACGCAAUUAACUAAACAUGGAGACGUACCGCAAUCACAAAGUCAAAAACUUAACAUUAUAGAACACUUUCUUCUCAAGUCAGUCAUGCUCCUUUGAUAUAUAUAUAAGUAUGAGUGUAUGUCUUAUUCUUACAUCGGUUUUAUUCGAGCUUAUAAAUUUUUAUAUUUAUAAGAUCUAUGCGCGAGAUCGUUAUAGGGAUCGUUACAGUACGCUAUCUCCUUAUUAUUUUUUUUUAUAAAAAAGUUGUUUUUCCUCUUGCUUCAGAUUCAUGAUGGUAUUUUUCGAAUUAAUCGGGGCUUUCAUCAUUGCCCUAACAAUUCCAUAUAUAUAUCAUAAAUACGUAAGUUUUAAUUUCUCGAAAAAGAGAAAUGUAUUUAAGGUACAUUUCUCUUUUUCCAGAAAUUAAAACGUACGUAUUUAUAAUAUAUAUAUAUAUGGAAUUGUUAGGGCAAUGAUGAAAGCCUCGAUUAAUUCGACAAGUACCAUCGUGAAUCUGAAGCAAGAGAAAAAACAUAAAAAAAAUAAUAAGGAGAUAGCGUACUGUCGACGCUCCCUAUAACGAUCUCUAUAACGAUCUCGCGCAUAGAUCUUAUAAAUAAAAAAAUUUAUAACCUCAAAUAAAACAAAAGCGAAAAUAAAACCGAUGUAAGAAUGCGUUUUGACCCCUAUAUGUUAGUAAUUAAUUAUUCGCUUAAUUGACAAUUCUGAUGAAGUCCGAGUAUGGUACGAAACGUCAAUAAUUCAAUAAAUCUGGAUAUAAUUUAAAUUUGUUGUAACAUUGAUUAAUUCUCGUAUACUGGUCCUAUUCCUCAUUAUAAUAGCCUUUGCUUCAAACGAGCGGAAAAUAAUAUUUUUAUCACAUAUAAGAUUUUAUACAUAUUUUCUCUGCGCAGCUUCUUUCUUCGUUUCAUUGUAUCCUAGAACGUUGGAAGCUAAACAGUUAUCACGAACUCGUGGAUAACUAUCCAGUUAUCUUUCGAUUCUUUUCGAUUGAUUUCUAAUGCUGAUGGCAUGUUUCUUGCACGAGAUAAAUGUAUCUCAAAUUUUUAAGAUAAGACUCGAUGGUAAUUGAAAACGUAUACAAACUCGCAGUUUGGAUCAUUUUAUCGCUUAGAUAACUGCUUCGUAUAAAUCGUGUUUAAUAUAUCGAGAAUUUAUGUAUAAAUACUGAAACUCCCGAUAACUGUGAAUAUCAUGUUUUACACAUUCGCCAGGCAUUUAGUAAUUUUUAUUAGAAUCCUUCUGCUGUAUGAAUCGUCAAGUUGCAAUUAACGCAUUUAGCAAAUAAAGUAAAUUCUCAGUUAGCGUGCCAUAUCUUUUUGAAACGCGAACCGGCAGCCAUGCGUGCGUGUCGCCAAUACCGCGAUCGACGUUUCCAUAUUCCAGACCGUAUUCCUUCAGAAAUAAAAUGCAGCUCUUAAAACGUGGAGGAAUUCCUUUGUAGAGACUAAAUAUUUUUCAUUUUUCCGAUGCUCUCUCUUGAGAGAGAGAGAGCCUCGGACGAGCAGAAAUAGCUCGUGGGGUCCACUGAAUCAUGUUUGCAUAUGGCAAUGGAACGUCCACACCCUCCUUCCACCCAUAAGAUAAAACAUCCCACUUUUAUUACCUGAAUCGACUCUGAUAAAAGUUCUUAAUAUAUCCGUCUGGGGUUUAUCUUGUCUUAGAGAUUCUAACGACGAGAAGUCGUGUGUUGCCAUAAAGUGAAAGACGAAACGCUGCGUUUGACAGGUAUAAUUACCCCGAACGACACGAAGAAAAAAAAAGAAAUACGUGGUUCCUUCUUGCCCCAAGAGUGGUACGAUAGCGCGCACGCCUUAGCACGACAGAAAUGAUGCCAUAAUGCUGUAUUAGAAAGCGAAAGGGAACACGCGAAAAGCGAUACAAAUGCGUAUAUUCGUUCGUAUCGGAAUUUUUUCCCACGGUGACAUUCGUCGCGCGAUCGAUCCGCAUCGCGGAGUCCACCUAUAUUUGUUAACGUUUUUUUCCCCUCUACGCGGUAUCUCCAUGGCCGUGUUUCGCCCUUCCGUCGUCCCCGUUUAUUUUUCGUAAUUUUUUUACGAUCCUGCACCGAUCCUUGAAUCUCUCUCUUUUUUUCUUCUGUUCUGACAGUACGUGAGCGUCGUCUUUUCGCAGAAUCCGAUCCGUCGCGGAAAAUCGGACACGUUGGAGUAAUUAAAAGUAUAUAUCAUGCCGAUACUGCCAUAUAUACUACGUAAGGAACAGCAAUUUGGUACGAAACUCUCACGAAUCCGCCUUAUAGUCACGUUGUUUGCCAUCUCACGGCACUCUCGACCUCCAUCAUCCCUCAAGUUUUUGAUCCUUCCGUUUCUCUUCAGCUGAGAUUCUCUUAGGUCCGAAUGUGCCGAUCACGAUUACUACUAUGAAAAAUGUAUAGAGUCUACUAAACGCCUUAUUUAUUUUAUUAUCGAGAAUAAUGUAGCUGCCGCUCAUCCGCGGCAAAUUUAUCACUUCGAUUUAUCCUCGUUGAACAUGCGCCAUGUUGUUUUGACAGAAAAAAAGACAAUUCUGCGGCAUAUCAUGACAUAAUUUUAUUGACUUGCAUUUUUAAUCGAUCGCAAAUUUACUUGUACGUGAACGAAGCUUCGAGAUUUGUUUGUGCUUUUAAACGACUCAAUUUUACUAAAUUUAAUGAAUUCUCUUUCACAGAAUCUCUUUUAGUGUAUCUAAGUUUGAAAUGUUACACAUAGGAAAUCAAUAAGAAUAAUAACUAUAAGAACAUUAGUAACGAUAGUUAGAUAUAAUGCCGAUUAUGAUCAAAGAAAUACCCGUAUUCUCCCUUUCAUAACUUAUUAAGUCGGUAUAUUAUUUUCGUUUUUAUUUUCAUCUUUUCUAAUGUGGAUCGAUUAGAUUUCUCCAGUACUUCACACGAUUCUUUAAUCAUACUAUAACUUUUUAAAAAUACAGUGUUAUGCAAAAUGCUUUUAUCUAUCUAUCUAUAAUGUUCCUGUUUUUUUUUUCUUUGUCAUCUUUUUAAUCUCCCUCUCUUUCUUGGAAAUCUUCGUCUCGUGUGAAGUAAACGAGGAAAAACCUAGAAAUUGGGGGCUCGUAACCUUUAUUAAUAAUCACACGAUAUAGAUGAAAUUGUUCGGUAGAUAGUAAUUAAUUGACCUCGUGGUGUCGCUUGCCUUAGCUUUUGCUAGCUUACGCUCUACCACGCGGCCAAUUAACGUCUGAGAGAAAUUAAGCGAAGAGGAGAAGAAAAAUAAUAAUUGUAAUGAAAUCAUAUUUUAUAAGAAGACGUAAUACCGUAAGAACACUAUAGCAAUGAAAAGUCUGUCUAAUACUAGGCAAAAAAGCCCAUAGGCCAGGUGGACGAAUGAAAAUAAUUUUAAAAGUGGAUUAAUAUUUAAUAAUAACGAUAAUAUUAACAAUGUUAUUUUUUAAGUGUAAGUACUGUCAUCCCAUCGCUCCACUUUCCUUCUUCCUUCUCCCGUUCCUCCUCCUUCUCUUCGUCCUUUUCCUAUUGUUCCCUAACUGGUCUAUAUUACAUAUAUGUGUAUAUAUCCGUCUAUGCACGAACCCACAAAAUACGUAUAUACAUGUAUAUGUACUUAUAUAUAAAUAUAUAGAUAUAUUAUACUCGCUCGCGCAACUGCGAUAAAACGCCAUUUGUUUCGGUUUUUUCUCACUAAAGUGUUUUAUAUAUCAUUCUCCCACGUUUUCCUUCUGAAAGUUAAAACUCAACUUCCUACCACCGUACGUAUAUAAUCGCAAUAAUGACGGGCCAGCAAGACACGAGCAGCUUCUUACCGAAUGCAAAAGAUGGGAUAUCCAUGUUAUCGCUGUUGCGGACAUCAAAGUAAUUAUUACGUUAUUCUUAAUUAACGGGAAUUAAUAAUUGCAUUAUAUUAGUAUAAUAACCAACAAUAAUGUAUGUCGUCGCUCCUAUUCUGUAAAUAAAUACUAUACCGUCUAA